AAUACGGUGCUACGAAUCCAAUCCAGGAAGUACUUCAGCAAUCAACAUGGCGCUUUUGAAAGGGCUUCUCCCCACAGUUUUGCGUUAUUGUGGCGUUUAUCCUCAGAUGUUAAUCCAACUAAGUCGGAGAAACAUUACUUCGCCAGUCCAGAUCAAAGGAAUGGAUCACCUUGUUUUGACAGUAAAGAGUAUUGAAAAUACUGUCAUGUUCUACUCUCAAACACUGGGAAUGCAAGUUGUCACUUUCAAGAGAAAAUCUGCAGAUGUUGGAAAUCCAAGCAACACAUACAAAAUGCUGGAGGAACUCAGCUGGCCAAGCAGCAUCUAUGGAAAAGAGUGCAGUCGAUGUUUUGGACCGAGACGCUUUAUCAGGACUGAAGAAAAAAAGUUUCAACAGGGCAAUCGCAAAGCACUUUCUUUUGGGAAUCAGAAAUUCAACUUGCAUGAAAUUGGAAAGGAAUUUGAGCCAAAGGCGCACAAGCCCACAGCAGGAUCCAUUGAUCUUUGUUUAAUCACAGACACACCAAUAAGCAAAGUGAUAGAACAUCUUAAGGUUUGUGGAGUUAACAUUGAGGAAGGACCUGUUGAGCGCACUGGAGCAGUGGGUCCCAUUACUUCAAUCUAUUUCAGAGAUCCAGACAAUAAUUUAGUUGAAGUUUCCAAUUACAAUUCUGACCAACAGUAAUCACAACAGCAAGUAUUGGUCAAAUCUGCACAAGAAAGGAACCAACAAGAUCUAUUACUCUACUUAUAACUAUACGGACACAAUUCCAUAAUCAAUAUGCAAUGCCAUGGCUGAAUCAAGGAAGUUCAAUUUUGAGAAAAUAUGCAUUCUGGUCUACCAAUAAGGUGAUAGAAGGAGGAUAAUAUCAAUCUUUGGCUGAUUAAGCUUUUUAAGUGUUUUUUUAAACUCAAUGGACAACAAUUAUUUUGUGAUUAUUGUAAAUGAAAAAUGACUGGAAAAGAGUAAUAUACAAAAUGUCACACUCUGAAGAUUCAUAAAUGAUUACUAUUAAUUUUCAUAGUAUUUAAGAAUUCAAUGAACUAUCAAGAAUAAAUCAAUAAAUACCCCUACGCAUCACAAAAGUUAAUGCCCAAGCUCUGUAUUUCUAAUAUAUCAACACAGUUCAGGUUGAUAAGAAGGAAAUGUCCCCUCAGGAUGAUUGGUUUGGCAAAUUGAAAUGAUCACAGGAUUGUUAAACAGGGUGUUCUCUGUACGGAAAGCCACUUAGUUCCCUGGGUCUUAUACAGAGGAAGAGCAACCAGUAAGCUCCUGGAUCUAAAGGUUUGUCAGCUGAGGAAAAGAAAAUUAAUACUUUUGUAACUGAAUCCAAAAGCAAACAAAUCUAAUUCUCGUUCAGUAGACUGUGGGAUGAUGGAUUUUCUGGUUCUCUAGCCAGAGAAUUUCAUUGGCAAAUUGGGUCGUAGUGGAUCUGGGAAGGCUCUACACUCUUUGGAUGCACUGUGCAGAUUCAGUAUCAGCCUCACUCGGACUAGGGGAACAGGUAAAAGACUAGCAAUGCUUCAAUUUGAACAAAGUCCAGUUUGUUUGCGACUGUGAGUUACUGAUAUCUUAUAUCAGCUUGCUAUCUUAUAUAUGUUUGCUCUCUUUUGUGUGUUUUAUGUGGUUUGUACUGUGUAUGAGUGUUAGUACUGUGUUCUGAACUUGGGCCCCGGAGUGAUGUGUUUCAUUUAGCUGUAUCCAUGGGUAUUCUGCAGGAGUUCCCACUGGACCCAUCUGCAUUGUCCUGGGCCACUGGGUGCCAGCUGUAGCAGGGAGAGUUCCUGUCAGACCUACACAGGCAGACACCCUCCAGUCUCCGUCUAGCUAAAAGGAGUCACUCAUGUUCAACUCAUCAGCUGUAACCUAUUUCAACUCAACUUGCUUCCACAGUCAUUGUUCACCCAUCAAACUAACCAGACUCAUCAAGUUGCUCUUAGCCUUCAUUUUCCUGUUCCUGUGGUAUUUAAUGCAUUUUCUCUUUCCUUUUAUGGCCUUUUGUGCCUUGUUAUUUUUGCAUUUUAUUAUUAACAGUAUCACUCAUCAUUCAUUCGUUUCCAUGGCUCUGCUUUUGCGUCAAGCCUCAUCUACGUCCCUGACAUUGCCUUGUUAACUGCCUGUUGGACCUGCCUGUUUUUUUUUUUAUGGUUCAUUCACUUGAACACCUAUGUCCCUCAAUCACAGUCCCUCUUCAUUUAGAUAAUCAUCAAUUUUUGAUUUCUCUAACCUCACACUUGCCUAUGCUAAACUUUGCCAGUUUUUGUCUAAAUGAUCAAUAAUUUAUCAUUCAUUGUUUGUAUUAUUGACUUGUUUGCAAACGCACAAGGCUUGGCCAGAAAGUUGGCAGAUGAUAUCAAAUCAGGAUGUGUUGUUAAUUAGUAAUAUAUUAUAGAUUACAGGUGAAUCUUAAUCAAUUGGGCAAGUGGGCCAAGGCAAAUGGAUUUCAAUGCAAAUAAGUGUGAGGUGAUGCAAUUUGGAAUGUCAAACUGUUGCAUGACUUCUACUAUUAAUAGUAUAAGUCCCAGAGAGUGUCAUGGAACAGAGGAACAGGAGUGCAAGUACAAGCUCCAUUGAAAGCAUCAUCACAAGUAGACAGGAUGGUGAAAAAGGUGGUUAGCACACCGGCCUUCAUCAGUCAGGGUUCUGAGCAAAGGAACUGGGACUUUGUGUUCCAAUUGUUGCGGCCGCACCUGAUCUACUGUGUACUGCUUUGGUCACCCUGUUAAGGGUAAGGUUUAGUUCAGUUGGAAAGGGAGUAGAAAAUAUUUAGAACAAUGUUGCAAGGUGUAGAGAGCCUGAGUGACAGGGUGAGGCUGGCUUGGUCUUUGAUCCUUGGAACAUGAGGAGCAAUCUUAUAGAAAUAGCUACAAGAGGCUGAGAUAAGUUGGAUAGUAAUAAUAAUUUUCCCCAGGGUAUGGAAAUUCAAAACUAAGAUUCACAGAUUUAGGGUGAGAGGGAAAAGGUUUAAAAGAGACCCGGGGAUCAAAUUGUUCACAUUGAUCCCUCUGCCUGAAAAGAAGUUUCCGUUACAUAAAAUGAAGAGCCUGUCAAUAUAUAGAAUCUAACAUUCUAGUUAUAUUAAUCGAGAGGACUGUUUGGUUUGGGUUUCUUUAGAAGCCAACACUGUUAAUAAAUUUCCUAUUAUUUCUCUUCUCGGAUCCUCAAUUCUUUUAUCUUUAUGUAAUUUAACUGAUAACUUUGUAUAACAUACUUUGAAGAUUUGGGUACAAUUUAGAAAAUAUUUUGGUUUAUUGAGUUUUUCUCUUUCUAGUCCUAUUUCUAACUUUUUUUUAAACUUUCUAUGUCUGAUGUAGUUUUUAAAAGAGUGGCAUAGAUUGGGUAUUAAAUGUUUUCAUGAUUUGUUUGUUGGAGAUAGUCUCUCUUCAUUUGAACAGCUGUCAGUUAAAUACAGCCUACCGAGAAUUCUUUUUUUCUAUAUUUACAAUUUAGAGACUUUUUGCAUUCUCAACUAUAUACAUUUUCUAAAAGUUUAGAUAAAAAUUUACUUGAUAUUAUUUUUAAUUUGAGACCCUUCCAAAAUGCAUCUAUAUCUAAUAUUUAUGGUAUGUUGUUGGGAAUGAGAAAUAUUCCUUUAGAUAAAAUUAAAAAUCUUUGGGAACAAGAUUUACAGAUUUCAAUUUCUAAGGACACUUGGAAUGAAAUGUUUUAAAUUGGUUAAUACCUCAUCGUUAUGUGCCUGUCAUUCCCUUUACAGUUUAAAGUGGUUCAUAGAGCCCGUACGUCUAAAGAUAAGCUGUCUCGUUUUUAUUCAGAUAUAUCUCCCUAUUGUGAUAGAUGUAAUAAUGGAGAAGCUUCACUAAUCCAUAUGUUUUGGACUUGUCCAAGUCUUGAAAAAUACUGGAAGGAAGUAUUUCAUACUUUUUCGGUGUUUUUUAAAGUAAAUUUUAAACCUAAUCCUUUGACUGCCUUAUUUGGUAUUGUUAGAGUAAAGAAUAUCAUUUUGGAAAUACAUGAUCACCAUAUUUUGGCCUUUAUUUCUCUUAUAGCUUGGAGGGUAUUGUUGCUUAAGUGGAAGGAUGCCACUCUUCCUACUCAUACUUAUUGGUUACAUAAAUUUAGAGAAGAUUUGCUGUACAAUUUCUGAACCUAGGCAAGAUUUUUUAACAUUGUGGGGACCUUUUUUGAAUUACUUUCAAAAUCUUUGAUUUCCUACUAAGCAAAAAUGUUGGCUUAUAAUAUGUUUUACUGUAAGUAAAGGAUUUUUUCCUUUUCUUUUUUUUAAACCAAACAGCUGGUCUUUUUCUGGUAUAAUAAAAUUUAUUUCUUUUCA
This is a messenger RNA of Hypanus sabinus (Atlantic stingray), 4292 nucleotides long. It is a transcript of the gene glod5, whose product is annotated as glyoxalase domain containing 5. Bases 47 to 685 code for a protein of 212 amino acids. NCBI's taxonomy places the organism in Eukaryota, Metazoa, Chordata, Chondrichthyes, Myliobatiformes, Dasyatidae. The transcript has 5 exons. The record is from RefSeq and is a predicted model, not a curated record.